CACGACAGCUUGCAGGCUGCUGCCUCACAGUAAACAAUGGACGAACAGAGUUGAUUUCCGAUACUGGGUCUCGCUAUUUUCCACCCGACUAAAUUUUUCUCUAUUCGCCAUUUGCCGCACUGCAAGAUAGAAACGUGGAGAACACACCAUGCUCCGUCUGAAUGGAAGGCGAACGGAUGCGAUGGAUACCGUUCAAGAGGGAAAGACGUAAUUUAUACUAUUCAACUAACGUUUGGACACUAUGUUGGAAUACGGACUUUCCGUUACACUGUAUCUACAGAUAUUUGCAUAUCAUAAAGUAUCCUGAGUGUUUAUAUAACAGCUGAGGAGCUAAGAACAAAAAAUAAUAAUAAUAUGUUUUUCCUAGGAAUGAAACCAUUGAUUUUUACUACUUUAAUUUUGGCUUGGUGCCAGCACGUGCUCGCUGAUAGGCGUCCUAGUAAAAGUGUGGUGACCACCAAAUAUGGUGAGUUACGUGGUACCAUUGUGACUUUUCCCAAUCGACGUCUUCAACCCGUCGAAGUAUUUUUGGGUAUUCCGUAUGCAAGUGCACCUGUAGGUUCCCUACGAUUCAUGCCACCUGUGACCCCAUCUCAUUGGAAGGGUGUGAGGAAUGCGGACCAAUUUGGUUCCGUCUGUCCUCAACGUCUUCCGGAUAUUGCCAAUGAGACAGAGGCUCUUCGCAGGAUGCCUUGGGGUCGACUUCAAUAUCUUCGACGUCUGCUCCCUUAUCUCGUCAAUCAGAGCGAAGAUUGUCUCCAUCUCAACAUCUAUACGCCCGCAUCUGGUGAGUAA
Molecule: messenger RNA, 795 nt
Organism: Centruroides sculpturatus (bark scorpion)
Lineage: Eukaryota; Metazoa; Arthropoda; Arachnida; Scorpiones; Buthidae
Product: neuroligin-4, X-linked-like
Exons: 1
Coding region: 355-795 (146 amino acids)
Biological process (GO): chemical synaptic transmission; postsynaptic membrane assembly; modulation of chemical synaptic transmission
Cellular component (GO): postsynaptic membrane; cell surface; synapse
Molecular function (GO): signaling receptor activity; neurexin family protein binding
Source: RefSeq, a predicted model, not a curated record